AGAGCAGUUUUUAUCAUCUUCAGGAAGGCAGAAAGACGUACACAGUGAAACUCUGGACCGCUUAUGUAUCCCUUACAAAGUGGUUUAAAAGGAUCCGCAUAGUAUACUUUCAGCAGCACUCUAUUUUUCACUUUUUCUGAAGAUUUUCUCUUGGUCUAAAUUGUCUUUUAUUAUAUAAAGAGUCUCCUUUCAUGUGUUUUUAGCGUUAUUUCUUUUUGCACUGAAAAUUUGUUUUCUUGAAUUGUUUUUGUAUUGGUUUUGGCCCCGGGGAUGAAUAGUUUUAAGAUGAGUGGAAAGGUCACCAAAGGCAGAAGAGACGUGUUAAAAAUGUUUGUGGCUUUAUUUUCUGUUUCUUUGGUUUAUUCUUACAACAUCGACUUGGACCAUCCCGUGGUUUAUCAGGGACCCAAAGGGACAUUCUUUGGAUAUUCUGUCCUGGAGCACUACCAUGACAAUACAAGAUGGGUCAUAGUAGGAGCCCCCAAAGCAAACUCCACCUUCAGUAUCUCAGUAAGUUCCCCAGGAGCCAUCUUCAAAUGCAGAGUGCACAGCAACCCCGAGAAGAGGUGCACAGAGAUGGACAUGGGCAGAGGUAAUGAGCGGAGUUCGUCGUGUGGUAAAACCUGCAAGGGGGACAGGGAAAACGAGUGGAUGGGAGUGAGCCUCGCUCGACAGGACAGAGCCAAUGGAAGCGUGCUGGCCUGUGCUCACCGCUGGAAGAACGUCUUCUAUGGGUCUGAACACAUCCUGCCACAUGGCUUCUGCUCCAUCAUCCCACCCAACCUGCAGCGCAAAGGACGAGAUCUCAUUCCAUGCUACGAAGAGUAUAAAAAGAAAUAUGGAGAAGAACAUGGCUCAUGCCAAGCUGGAAUUGCAGGCUUCUUUACUGAGGAGCUGGUAGUGAUGGGAGCCCCCGGGUCAUACUACUGGACAGGCACAGUCAAAGUGUUAAACCUGACUGACAACACCUCCUACAAGCUGCGGGACGGGUCCAUCGGAGCAAGCAGAUACAGCUAUCUAGGAUAUGCUGUGACGGCCGGUCACUUCUCCCUGCCCACUGCCACUGAUGUUGUUGGAGGUGCUCCACAGGAUGGGGGAGUAGGAAAGGUUUACAUUUUUAAAACAGAGAGGGGAUCCCUCGUGAAGAUUUUUCAAGCCUCAGGGAAAAAGAUGGGCUCUUACUUUGGCUCCUCCUUAUGUGCAGUUGACCUGAACCAGGACGGCUUGUCAGAUCUGCUGGUCGGGGCCCCUAUGUUCAGCGAGAUCAGAGACGAGGGCCACGUAGCUGUCUUCAUCAACAAGGGAAACGGGGUCCUGGAGGAAAGGGUGCUCCUGAACGGGGACAACGCCUACAACGCCCACUUUGGGGAAAGCAUCGCCAUGCUGGGAGACAUCGACGACGACGGCUUCCCAGAUGUUGCCAUUGGAGCCCCCAAAGAGGAGGAUUUUGCGGGAGCUGUCUAUAUCUAUCACGGUGACGCCCGCGGGAUUGUAGCAACAUAUUCCAUGAGGCUGUCGGGACAAAACAUCAACCCAGCGCUGCAGAUGUUCGGUCAGUCUAUAUCGGGGAAUGUGGACAUGGAUGGAAAUGGUUAUCCAGAUGUCACCAUUGGAGCCUUUAUGUCAGAUAAUGUGGUGCUGCUGAGGGCCCGGCCAGUCAUCACGAUUGACAUCUUGAUAUUCCUCCCCGUCUCCAUCAACAUCACAGCUCCUCAGUGUCACGAUGGCUCCCAGCACCUCAACUGCCUCAACGUGUCAGCCUGCCUGCGCUUCAGAGGAAAACAAGUGCCCGGACAGAUAGGGCUGGUUUACAACCUGACAGCAGAUGUGACAAAGAGAGAGAAGGGGCAGCAGUCCCGAGUGGUCUUCGUGCUGAACGGGGAGCUGACGAGUCACCUGAACGAGCAGAUCCAGCUCUCUUACAACGAGGAGAAGUGCCGGCACUACGUGGCUUACGUCCGGAAAGAGGUGAAGGACGUCUUUUCCCCGAUCAUAUUUGAAGCUGCUUACAGCCUGGGUGAACAUGUGAUUGACAGCAAAGAUGACAAGGAGCUGCCGGCACUGAAGCCAAUCCUACGCUGGAAGAAAGGAGGCAAGAUAGCUCAGAGAAACCAGACAGUGUUUGAGAGGAACUGCCUAUCAGACGACUGUGCUGCAGACCUGAGGCUCCGUGGAUGGUUAUUGCUGCCUGGCGUGGACCCCAAGCCCUACCUGGCACUGGGGGCCGUGAAGAACAUCUCUCUCAAUGUCUCCAUCUCCAACGCCGGGGACGAUGCCUAUGACACCAACGUCUACUUCAACUUCUCCAGAGAGCUCUACUUCAUCAAGAUGUGGCAGAAGGAAGAAAAGGGCAUUUCCUGUGAACUCUUGGAGUUGGACUUCCUGAAGUGCAGUGUGGGAUUUCCUUUCAUGAGAGCACAGUCCAAGUACCACCUUGGAGUUAUUUUUGACACCAGUCAUCUAUCCGGAGAUGAAGAGAACAUGCAAUUCCUUGUCAGCACACAAAGUGCCAACCCAGAACAUGAGGACGCAUUAUUAGACAACACCCUUCACCUGUCUGUCCCUCUGAUCCAUGAAGUUGACACAACAAUCACAGGGGUGGUGUCCCCUAACUCCUUUGUGUAUGGAGACUCAGUUGAUGCUGACAGAUUUGUUCAGAUGGAUGACAUGCAGUGUUUCUUCCAGCCUGUCAAUUACACCUUCCAGGUUAUUAACAGAGGGCCAAGCCGUUUGCCCGGCUCAACAGUACACAUUAUGCUUCCGAAUCGACUUGGAAGCAGUGGAGCAGAGAUGCUGCAUGUUCAAGAGACAGUGGUGGGUCAGGAAAGAGGGAACUGCACAUACCACAGAAAUCCUACACCAUGCACAAUCCCCCAGGAUCGGGAGAGCAUCUUCCAUACCAUCUUCGCAUUCUUCUCUAAGUCAGGCAGGAAAGUCAUGGACUGCGAGAGGCCAGGCAGGCCCUGCCUAAUCAUCACCUGCCUCCUGUCUCCAUUGGCAAAAGAAGAAUCGAGAAGUAUAGAUGUGAGGAUUCUGCUCAAUACAGAGAUACUAAAGAAGGACACCUCGUCAGUAAUACAGUUUGUGGCGAGGGGCAGUGUGAUGGUGGAUACCAGUCUCCGGGCGGCGGAGGUCUCCAGUGGGCUUCCUGAACAUACCACUGUGGUGUUUGAAGCCCUGCACAAUAUGGAGCCUCGUGGCUACGUGGUCGGUUGGAUCAUCGCCAUCAGCCUCUUAGUGGGGAUUCUCAUUUUCCUGCUGCUUGCGGUUCUGCUCUGGAAGAUAGGCUUCUUUCGUCGGCGAUACAAAGAGAUUAUCGAGGCAGAGAAGAACAGGAAGGACAGUGAUGAGAGCUGGGACUGGGUCCAGAAGAGUCAGUGAAUGGACACUCUUGUCACGUGACACCUAUAUGUCAUCCUAUUGGUUCUCAAUCAUGAACCUUCCAUAUGUGGAAGAAAAGAAUCUUCUCCAGAUUUUUCGGAGACUUGAUAAUUAUUAUUUUUUUGUGUAAAAUCUGCGUGGAGUUGACAGUGGGAACUAUUCCUGAGGCAAUCAUGUGACCCAAUUGGAGGAAUUUGUACUUCCUGUUGGAGUUUAACUUUGAACUCUGGAAAGAAAAGAACUCCUAAGGAAGGGGGUGGAUGGUAUGAAGACAUAUGCGGUAAAAACCCUCAGGGUAUUGAACUCUUGUUAGCAAUAUUAUUAUUUUUUUAAUACAUAUAUGUUUUUUUUGUACUGAAUGUGUCUGUCUGGAAAAUAUAUCAACAAUGUAUUUUUUUCUGUC
This is a messenger RNA of Polyodon spathula (Mississippi paddlefish), 3784 nucleotides long. Its product is annotated as integrin alpha-9-like. The transcript is spliced from 28 exons. Bases 271 to 3381 code for a protein of 1036 amino acids. The record is from RefSeq and is a predicted model, not a curated record. Lineage: Eukaryota; Metazoa; Chordata; Actinopteri; Acipenseriformes; Polyodontidae. Gene Ontology annotation, molecular function: integrin binding. Gene Ontology annotation, cellular component: external side of plasma membrane; integrin complex. Gene Ontology annotation, biological process: integrin-mediated signaling pathway; cell-matrix adhesion; cell adhesion mediated by integrin.